UUCCUUUCCUCAGCGGCUCAUUUUCUUACCUUUAGCGGCUACGCCGGCUUUGGCCUUAAGGCGGCGCCAUUAUGAGCUCCCUUAGCGGAGGUAGGCUCCGUACGGUUUAAAAAGCAGGUAGGGAACAGGAAAGGCUAUCGCGGGCUACGGGGAAGACGCUGCUCCGCGUCUUUUGAUCUUUCUCGGGAGCGGAGGAAGCAACCCUGAAGGGACCAAGCUGCUGCUGAACUUGGAAGCCGGAUGGUUUCUCCCGCUGGUCCCUCCAACGUGCAAGUAUCGCCGCGGCGCUCACUAGCCGCAGCGGCUCCUUCUUGCCUCCUGAAAAUACUUCGCGGCUAGCCGUGGGGCGCUCUUGGAGCCGGGAGGGAGCCAAGCGGCGCCGUCGAAAGCAGCCACCUCGCUGACGCAGCGGUGGGCUUUGGACUCUCCAGCCACAGCGGAGAGGCGGGGGGAUCCUUUGAUCAUUCAGUGCUGGAGGAGUCCCCAGAGAGCCCUUCCCAUGGAGGGGGGGAGAGUACGGCGAGCGAAGCAAGAGAGCCGGGAAAGCAGCGUCCAUAGCUGACCUCUCGUUUAAGGACUGCGCGCCUACUUUUUAAUGGGAACAAGUUUAUCUGGGAGAGCAAGUGUGGAUCCAUAUGGUUUUGAAAGACCAGCUGACUUUGACUACGCAACCUAUGAAGAAUUCUUUUCUAGAUACUUAGUGGUACUCACUCGAAGAGCAAUUAAGUGGUCCAAACUUUUAAAGGGAAGCACAAGGGUACAGAAAAACAUAAAAGUUAAACGCUAUAUCAGAAAAGGUAUUCCAAAUGAGCACCGUGCCGAAAUCUGGAUGGUAGUGAGUGGUGCUCAGUCUCAUAUGGAUCACAACCCAGGCUACUACCAGAAAUUAUUGGAAGGAGACCAUAACAGCAAACUUGUCGAAACUAUUAUGACAGACAUAAAUAGAACAUUUCCAGAUAAUAUAAAGUUCCGCAAAACUGCUGUUCCCUGUUUACAGAAAACACUCUACAAUGUAUUAGUAGCAUAUGGGCACCACAACCCAUCUGUGGGAUACUGCCAGGGCAUGAAUUUCAUAGCUGGAUACUUGAUUCUUAUUACAAGGAAUGAGGAGGAAUCAUUUUGGUUAUUAGAUGCCCUCAUCGGCCGAAUAUUACCUGAUUAUUAUAGUCCUGAAAUGAUGGGUCUGAAAACAGAUCAAGAGGUUCUUGGACACCUUGUGAAAAUGAAGAUUCCCGCUGUGGCAGAAUUAAUGGAAAAACAUGGCAACUUGUGGACUUUGGUGGCAUCCCGUUGGUUUAUAUGUUUGUUCAUUGACAUUCUUCCAGUAGAGACUGUGCUCCGAAUUUGGGACUGUUUGUUUUAUGAAGGAUCAAAAAUAAUCUUUCGUGUGGCCUUAACAUUAAUUAAGCAACAUCAAGAUUUCAUUUUGGAAGCUACAAAUUUUCCUGAAAUCUGUGAAAAAUUUAAGCAGAUUACUACAGGGUCAUUUGUAACUGAGUGUCACAUAUUCAUGCAGAAAAUAUUUACGGAACCUGGAAGUCUGCGAAUGGCUACAAUAAACAAACUACGAGAUACGUGUAGAGCAAAUCUGAUUACUUCAGUCUAAAUGAACAUUACUUCACUUGCUCAGAUACAAUUUUCUCAGGCUGCCAUUGACACUACACUAAUUAGCCCCAGCCUUUCAUGUGUUCAAUGGGAUUUUUUAUUUUAAAAAAAGCACAAACACUUUAAUUAUGUAAAUAAAAUGUAAUGUAGAUGUAAUCCCUUUUCAACAAAUGGACUAUAUAUUUUCAGACAUUUUUGUAAUAACAGAAUACAAAACUAUAUAAUAAAGUAUAUUUGAAGCUAUCAUUUUUUGAAUUGUAACCAUGUUAAGGCUCUGGACUUUAAGUAGAGAUCCUUGUUUAGAAAACUAGUGGUCUACUUAAUCUCACUUUUUUUUUUUAAAGAACAGCGUAUCUACCCUUUUCUGUUGUCUGGCUCUGCUAAAUGAGAUUAUUUUAUUUAUAUGCACACACACACACACACACACUUACAUUCUGAAUAGUGAACUCUGAUAGAAUCAAAAACACCAGGAGUUACACCUUACAGCAAAUUAAGAAACAAUUUGUUUUUUUCUACUUUUCUGCAUGCAACUGUAGUGAGCAAAAUGCUUCAUGUGAAGUUUUGUCCUGAAUUCAUCCCAGAACUGUCGGUUGGACAAGAGCUGCAAUCUCCUAUGUUACUCUCAUGUGCUACUAAUGGGAAGUUAUUCUAUCAAGGAAUAACCAAGUUGUUUUUUCUUAUUCAAUCUACUACUUUGUAACAUUUUAACUUGCUGUAGUAUUGUGGGGAAUCUCUAUGGAUAAAACUAUAGCAAACACAAGAGCUUAGGUUCAUGUGUGACAAGGAAAUUCCAUAAACACAGAUCCACUUGUUUAAUGGUAAAUUCCUCCACACACUCCAAGGAAAAAAA
Molecule: messenger RNA, 2455 nt
Organism: Crotalus tigris (Tiger rattlesnake)
Lineage: Eukaryota; Metazoa; Chordata; Lepidosauria; Squamata; Viperidae
Gene: GRTP1
Product: growth hormone regulated TBC protein 1
Exons: 9
Coding region: 596-1606 (336 amino acids)
Source: RefSeq, a predicted model, not a curated record